Messenger RNA from Chlorella variabilis, 1680 nucleotides. RefSeq lists its product as hypothetical. Gene Ontology annotation, cellular component: cytoplasm. The coding region runs from base 1 to 1680 and encodes 559 amino acids. Lineage: Eukaryota; Viridiplantae; Chlorophyta; Trebouxiophyceae; Chlorellales; Chlorellaceae. Gene Ontology annotation, molecular function: ATP binding; kinase activity. The record is from RefSeq and is a predicted model, not a curated record. The transcript has 9 exons.
AUGGAGUGGCUGCGAAAGCUGACUGCGGCUGACGCAAAAGUGGCAACGCAUCGAAGGAUGCGGGAGGAGGCUCCCCGCGGCGCGUCCCGCACCAUAGAGGUGCCUGGACAGAAGAGAGACAAGGCUCAGACGCUGCUGAAGGACCAGCUGGAGUUUGUGAGGCAGAAGCAGCCCGAUGGCACCACGCGCUACACGCUCAAGCCCCUGGAGGCCGAGUUCUCCUUCGACAAGGGCUUCUUCAUGUUCAUCCGCGCCAUCCAGCUGCUGACCCAGCAGAACAAAGACACCACCGUGGUGGGCCUGGCAGGCCCCUCUGGCUCCGGCAAGACCGCCUUCUCCGAGAAGAUCAAGUCAUUCAUUCCCGGCUGCGCCCUGCUGUCCAUGGACAACUACAACGACGGCACCAAGGUCAUCGACGGCAACUUUGACGACCCUCGCAUCACCGACUACGACACGCUGCUGGGCAACAUCCGGGACCUGAAGGAGGGGCGUGCCACGCAGGUGCCCAUCUACGACUUCAAGGAGAGCCGCAGGGUGGGGUACCGCACGGUGCAGGUGCCCGACUCGCGCGUCGUCAUCGUGGAGGGCAUCUACGCCCUCAACACCCGCCUGCGCUCGCUGCUGGACCUGCGCGUCAGCAUCACCGGCGGCGUGCACUUCGACCUGGUCAAACGUGUGCUGCGGGACAUCAACCGCUCGGGGCAGGCGCCAGAGGAGAUCAUCCAGCAGAUCAGCGACACUGUGUACCCGAUGUACAAGGCCUUCAUUGAGCCCGACCUCAAGGCCGCCCACCUGCGCAUCUACAACACCUUCAACCCCUUCUCGGGCUUCAUGUCCCCCACCUACAUCCUCAAGUCGGCGCGCCAGGUCACCAAGGAGGACGUGUGCAGGGUGCUCAAGUCCUUCCAGACGGUGACCGAAGACCUCAAGCGCAGGUUUGCGGUGAACGGGGAGCCGCUGAUCGACGAGCAUUUGGUGGGCAGCCUGAGCCGCGGCGCCAGCCCGCACUGGAGCAACGACGCCUACAAGCGCCAGACCGGCUUCCAGCUGCCGCCGGGCGCGCUGCAGCUGUCCUCGUCUGCCCCUAGCACGGCCAUGCACCUCAUGUCGCCGGUGCGCCCCGCGGCGCGCGGCUCCAGCAGCGGCGCGCGCCCCGCCUCCUCCGCCUCCUCCCGCGGCGGCGGCCUGCUGAGCCAGCAGAUGGCGGAGGCGCCGGCGGGGGCGGGCCCGCUGUCCGCCGCCCAGGCCAGCGCGGCUGUGUACAUCAACGGGCACGCCUCGGGGGGGCCCGCCCGCACCGCGGGCUCCACCUACGAGCCAGGCAGCCGCAGCGGGGCGCACACGCCCGAGGACUUCCCCGGCACGCGCAACGGCAGCAAGCCCGCCAGCCCCAAGGCGCUGGAGGCGCAGGUGGCCAAGCUGGUGCAGGGGCAGCAGAUGCUGAGCAACCAGCUGGAGGAGCUGGCCCUGCAGAUCAGCCUGGCGCAGAGCGGGCUGGGCGCGGCGCCACGCCCCGCGCAGCAGCAGCCACAGCAGCAGCCGCAGCAGCCUGCAGCGGGGCUCUGGCAGCAGCUGCGCGGCGUGGGCAGGGGCAGCAGGCUGCCGCCGGCGGCCUGGGCGGCGGCGGGCGCGCUGGCGGGCGCCGGCACCACCCUGCUGCUGGUGCACGGCCGGGGGUGA